GUGGACCUGGCAGGAUUUUGAGAGACUGGAAGCGUAUUUGGAAACGCUAAGGGCAGGAAGUGGUACGACAAUUAAAGAGCAAUUUCCUUACGCGUUCGCGAAUAAAAUUGUUUUACAGUGGAAAAUUGAGCCGUGGGAGCAAAUGUCUGUCGAACAAGAGGAUGCUCAAUGCGUUCCAAAAAAUGGGAUGGUGAAUUGGUCAAAAAUACAUUCGCAAUUGAAUGGAAACAUCUUUCCUAUUCUGUCGCCUGUGGUCUUUCUUUGCCUUACUGGAAAUCCCACGAUUGAUUCUCAUUCCAGCCGCAGGAUUGGAUCUAAAUAUAUUGGAUUAAUAAAGCAAACAAAGCACUCCGCGCCAAAAUCGAAGGGCAAAAUAAUUGCAUCUGAGGUGAUCGACUGGUAUAAUAUUGCAAUGAGGAAAUUCAAUAAUGUUAAAAUUUUCGAAGCGAUAGGAUUUAUCCUUUUCACUAACCGUGAUAUUAGUAAGAUUGACCGAGAGAAAGCUCUUGCAGCAUGCCCCAACUUGAUCAUAAUCUGUAGAGAUAAUCUUGAGAAUUAUAUGUCAUAUACUUUUUUAUACAGAGGAUUUGUAGAUGAGACAUAUAGAAACGAAGAGAGUGCAUAA
Messenger RNA from Funneliformis geosporum, 625 nucleotides. The record is from the annotation of a GenBank genome assembly. Lineage: Eukaryota; Fungi; Glomeromycota; Glomeromycetes; Glomerales; Glomeraceae.